This is a messenger RNA of Cryptococcus deneoformans JEC21, 1165 nucleotides long. RefSeq names its product expressed protein. NCBI's taxonomy places the organism in Eukaryota, Fungi, Basidiomycota, Tremellomycetes, Tremellales, Cryptococcaceae. The coding region runs from base 35 to 943 and encodes 302 amino acids. The transcript is spliced from 2 exons. The record is from RefSeq and is a predicted model, not a curated record.
AAUAACGCCCGCAACGUUAUUAACUACUUUCACCAUGGGCCGAAGUCUUGAUCCAGUCUGGGAAUUUUAUUAUCGCAUUGAGCAAGACGUACAAAGUCUUGGAUUGAAAGCAAAAGCCAACUCUGCCCACAACAAUGGCUGGUGCAAGAACUGCGUUAGAAUGAAGCUCGUCGGCCCCGAGAUGGCCACCUGGGUACCCGACGACUCUGUUCUCGCGGAGACUGGUCAAAUAGAGACCGCGCGACGUUAUAAAGCCAUGUCUCUUUGCCAGCCCUACACUGGUGUUCCAUCGCGUCUUCGCAGUCACCUACAGAGAUGUUCCCAUUCCCAGGGAAUCAUGAUCCCAGAUGCUGUUCCACUUAAGAAGCGAAAGAGCCACCCUGGUUCACCUGGAACAGAAGCAGGACCUAGCGGCAGGCACUCAACGCCCGUCAAGGCCGGAGGCCGGGGCAAAUUGAGUGACGAGCAGCAGGGUGAAUUCAAUGUUCACCUCUGGCAUAUCUUCAACAUGUUGGAUAUACCCAUUGAAACGCUUACCAAUCCAACUUUCGUCCAAUUUUUCUCGAAAUAUAUACCACAAGCUACUUUGCCGUCUCGCAGCUUGUUCUACACGCUUUCUGCGUCAAGGAACAUCGCCCCUCCUAAUCUCUCAUCAGCGGCAGCGACUGUGGGACCCACAGGUUCUCCUGACUUUCAGGGACUGGCUAGAUUGGCGGCCGGGUUCGCGUCAGUUCCUGGUGUAACGGGCGUAUCCGAAUUAUCUGGUGUGCAAGGGGAGUCUGGCGUACCUCAUCACGUCGAAUCAGAUGGAGCACACGAACCAGAUCUGUCUCACGACUCUCAAAUGCAGCAAGUUUCGGGGGCGUCCCAUAUACGGGGCGUGCCAGGGGUGUCAGAAGAUGAUAUUUCAGACGGUGGAAAAGGCGAGCUAUCUUAUGAAUGAAACUGGAAGCAGUUGUUCUUUUACAUAAGCUUCCUUGACCGUCUGAACCCACUUCGUGGUCUGAAAGCGCUAUACAAGUACCGUCCUAUAUAUGUUCAAUAUCUUCAUGUCUGCCUCAUGUUCAUGUAUCUGGAAAAUUAUACAAUGCGCUCAACUAGACAGAUGAAAUCAGGAGGAUAUUACUGCAACUGUACAGGAUGUGGAUUAAUGAAUACAUAUGUU